Molecule: messenger RNA, 1621 nt
Organism: Mollisia scopiformis
Lineage: Eukaryota; Fungi; Ascomycota; Leotiomycetes; Helotiales; Mollisiaceae
Product: NADH dehydrogenase I, D subunit
Exons: 4
Coding region: 134-1591 (485 amino acids)
Biological process (GO): mitochondrial electron transport, NADH to ubiquinone
Molecular function (GO): NADH dehydrogenase (ubiquinone) activity; quinone binding; NAD binding
Source: RefSeq, a predicted model, not a curated record
CUUCCGUACAUGUGGUUUUCCUAUUGUGUGAUUUUCCUCUCUUUCUAGUUUCUUGACACAUUAUUCUUUUGUUUUUUCUGCAGUGGCAUUCCAACCUUUAUACUCGUUUCGGGGGAUUGGAGACCGCAGAACAAUGGACGUCUGGCACACAUUGGUUGAUCAUUCGGCGAAGCGGUUGUGUCUGAGACCUGUUGGCACCCUCACUACCAUCAGCAAUCCGAGUCGACCGACCACCAGGUCGAUACCCUCGAUAUCAUUACAGACCACCGCCGCCUCUUUCUCGAUAACCAGCCGCCGCUAUCUUCAACCACAAGAUGUGCAGAGCACGAGGCUCGUCCCGGGUGACAAGAACUUCGUCCCACUUGGAGAUCAAGGCACAGGAAAGACAGCAGAGGAACCUCUCGAAAACUCCGUCGAGGGUCGCAAAAUGCGUCACUACACCGUCAACUUCGGGCCCCAGCACCCAGCCGCCCACGGAGUCCUACGUUUACUUCUCGAGCUCAACGGCGAGGAGAUUGUGCGAGCUGACCCUCAUGUUGGCCUGUUGCAUCGCGGAACCGAGAAGCUGAUCGAAUACAAAACCUACCUGCAGGCCGUACCCUACUUCGACCGCCUCGAUUAUAUUUCCAUGAUGACCAACGAGCAGUGCUUUGCCCUUGCCGUCGAGAAGCUGCUUAAUAUCGAGAUCCCCGAACGUGCUAAGUGGAUUCGGACUUUGUUUGCAGAGAUUACUCGGAUUCUCAACCACCUCAUGGCGGUUCUAACUCACGCUAUGGAUGUCGGCGCCUUGACGCCUUUCUUGUGGGGAUUCGAGGAGCGAGAGAAGCUAAUGGAAUUCUACGAACGAGUCUCUGGUGCACGCUUGCACGCUGCAUAUAUCCGCCCUGGUGGUGUCCAUCAAGAUAUUCCUGCUGGUCUUCUCGACGAUAUAUACCAAUGGGCGACACAAUUUAGUGACCGCAUCGACGAGACGGAAGAGCUGCUGACGGACAAUCGUAUAUGGAUCAGCCGUCUCCGUGGUGUUGGAGUCGUGUCUGCUGCCGACGCCCUCAAUUUAUCCUUCACUGGCGUUAUGCUCCGUGGGUCUGGUGUACCGUGGGAUAUCCGCAAGUCUUCACCUUACGACGCAUACGAUCAGGUCGAGUUCGACGUCCCCGUAGGCGUUAACGGCGACUGCUACGACCGCUAUCUAUGCCGUAUGGAAGAAUUCCGCCAGUCCCUACGCAUAAUUCACCAGUGCCUCAACAAGAUGCCCGGAGGACCUAUCCGUGUUGAAGACUACAAGAUCUCCCCACCACCGCGCGCAGCCAUGAAGGCGAAUAUGGAGGCUUUGAUUCAUCACUUCCUGCUUUACAGUAAAGGCUAUGCCGUGCCUCCAGGUGAGACGUACACUGCAAUUGAGGCGCCAAAGGGCGAAAUGGGGGUUUAUGUGGUUAGUGAUGGCAGCGAGAGACCGUACCGUGUGCAUAUCCGUGCGCCUGGUUUUGCUCACUUGAGUGGUUUUGAUGCUUUGAGUAGAGGUCACUUGUUGGCUGAUGCGGUGGCCAUUAUUGGGACGAUGGAUUUGGUGUUUGGUGAUGUUGACAGAUAGAAAGUGCCGAAAUUCGAUGUCAAUCUUACC